AUGGAGGAAAAAUGUACCUUUGAUCUGGUGACUCUCCUAAGGGCUCAAAAACCCAUUACGUGUAACAUAACUUAUCGAGGAGUUGAUAACUCAUUUGGUGUUUAUCAGCAUGCUUUGACAUCUUAUUUUUCACAGAAUGCACUUGUUUGGAAACGAAAUGGGAAAGCAUUUCCUUAUCGCUUAACAAUUCCUUUGAAGUUUGUAACGUUUGAGGAAGCUUUGUGUUGGAAAGCAGAUUUAGACUCGGAGGAAUUGGUAGGCUUAGCCUACUUGCAUGUAUUCUUCAUUUGUUCAUCGUCUGUCGAAGAGUAUAGAUCAUCAGUUCGUCAUAAUGUAUCUGAAUGGUUUUCCAUGGUUUCUUCCAAACCUGAUGUUCAAUGGCUCAUAGUCAUUGAUUCAACUCGUGCAAAGGAAAAGAAGAGUAGAAACUCAUUAAUGGAAAAGCUGAAAAGUGAUUUCAGUAAGCACACCUCUAGACUUAUCGAAGUAUCGGAAUCUGUAGAGCAUGGUUCUUUCAUCGCUCUAGCUCAAGCAGUUCAAACUGCUUUAUUAAGUCAUUUAGACUUAGUUGUAAACUCUUGGGAAAUUGAAAUGGGUAAAAGCAAGGAUUCUUGUCAUGAAAAAAGUUGGGAUCUGCAGAAGUUUUUUGUUUCAACAACCGAACAUGCUCGUUUCUUUUGGAGUUUAGGCGCUUUAGAACACGCUUUAACGAUAUAUGAUGAUUUGGAUAGAUUCUUGUCAACCAUCACUCAUUUCAACCACAGUAAUGGAGUGCCGGAGUGGUUGCUCCUCAUGCGAUCAUCAGAACUUUCCGAAUGUCCAGCUAUUAGUUCAACGAUGACCAAAACAGUAUUCGGUAUUCGGGAAAAAUUCUCUCUAUUAGAUGUUCGACAUUUCCUUCUCACGCAACAAGUGCUAUUAUGCCUACAUUUGAAUCACAGCAGAGCUCGAUCAAGAGGAGCUGCUCCUUCCCUGCGAUCAGAUUUUGCCGGUUUAAUUCUAAAAUAUACACAUCACGCACAUCAAACAAUUAAGGAACACAGCCUGAUAUUAGAGUUACCAGAAGAUGAGAAAAAGUUCGCAUGCUAUACCAUAUUGCUAAUCGGUGAAUCACUGCACAUUUCUGGAUUGCUUGCUGGAUCUGCAUCUAUUGAGGAAGCUGCAUCUCCAUCCUUAUGUCAGUUACAUAUAUCACGGUUCAACGCGGUUCACUCUUUGGACUAUGAAAUUCCGGACGAGAGACUGAUAGAAUGGCUCAAAGAGAGCAAAUUGCAAGAUAAUUUUUUAAUUGAAGUGCUACAAAACAAAGCCCUGUACUCUGUACAGUUCCAGAAGAUUCACGAUAUAACGAACUCUAUUCUAACUCAAUGUGGAAGAAAAAGAACUUGUGCCUAUAUUGGCGGUGUGUUUUCACAGUGGUUGAGGAAAGAGACGCGGUCAGAUGCUGCAUUGCCAUAUCAUUUGCGAUUUGUCAAUGAAGUGAUCGAAAAUGGUUGCUGCUCACCAAAAGCGUUAGAGGAGAUUAAAAGCGUCUCAAAAUUGCUCAACCCAGAGCAUGACUUCUCCAGGAUUCUGUCUUUUUCGUUAUUUAUCUGUUUCAAUGCCGAGGAUGAUUCUAUGAAACUCGAUUAUGCUAGACAGUUUUUGGAACUAUUAGCAACAAGACAAUACGGCAGGCUCAACCUAUCGUCAUUAACUCCAUAUUCCAACGCAUUAUUCAAAUGUGCUCUCAAGAGUUUCCCAUCUAACAUUCAACUACCGAACGGAGUUUUUGAAAUAGAUAUUGAAGUGGAAAAUUUACUCCCAUGUGAUAUUGAAGACUGUGAAAUUACUAUCCAAGUUAGGGAAAUAGACUCGGGUCUUUUGUCUAGGCGAAAAAGACCUGUUUUUCAACAGAACUUCAGUACUCGCGAUAGUGCCACGAGGAUUCUCGCGGUUCAUAGAGGACAUGCUUUCGACCGACCUGUACCACCUAGUCCUUCUGCAGCUUCAAUAGAACUUAAUGAGAAAACAGCUUUGAAGAAUGGAUUGAAUAGAUGCUUUUUAUCCGCUCCGGCGUUAGUUAAAGGAUGUUAUGUAUUAGAGAAUGUUAGGAUUUCUCUAGUUUCUGCUUCUGUUGUAGUUGAUUUCCCGGCUGAUCACUUUGAAAACAUUAAUCCCCUCAUUUGCUUUGUUCAAAGUUCACCAAACUCUCUGUCUGUCGCUGAUGCCAAAGACUUAUUAGCAGGAGUAGUUCAGUCGAUUGACGUUAUAAUACAGUCUGGAUCUAUGAUGGAAACUUCUGAAGUUACAGUAACAGCUAGUGAAGAUGCUUCUGUCGAAUUUCUUACUGAGAAUGGAGAGUGGAAAAAGCUACUUAGUGUUCCAGUCCCAGUAUUGGCAACUGAUCAGAAACAUAGAUUCACUGUUCAAUUAUGUGUUCCAAUGGACUCAGCCAUGACUGAAUCGCCAGCUGUCCGGAAAUUCUCUUUCGAAUGGAUGGGAAGAACAUGGACUUAUGAUUUGUCUUUUGUCGCAUUACUUAUUUUAUCUUCAAAAACAACCAUCUUAGAAGACAAGAUGCUUUACGAAUUGGAAGUUGCCCGGGCACUAGCUGACGAAUGGACUGUGAUUUUUGAAUCCGCCAUCUUGAGUGUUGAAGACAAUGACUCAGAUGCUCCAAAACAUGCGGAACUACUUAAUACCGAGCUAGAUGGACUUAUUCCAAAUAUUGUAUCUUCCCUUGUAUGGAACUUGCCGGUCAAAAGUGAAAGUCCGUUACUUCACAAGUUAGAUAUAAAAUAUAAAGUGAAGCCUAGCAAGAACGAUGAUGUUGAUUAUUCUGAGCACCUGUACUCAUAUAUUUCUGAGUUCCAUUUGAAAGUUCCUCAGGUUGGUUAUGAACUAUGUACACAGAUGUUAUCUCACCAACCGGGCGCCCAACUGUGCAGAGCUGGUUCUCCUUGUGAUUUGGUUGUUUCUUUAAGAUCGCUUUAUCAUUCUGUUGAAAUGCUUUACAUUGUGUUAGAUGCCGAUGCGAACCUAUGGACUCUAAACGAGAGAGCAAAGAUUUUACAAGUGAAAGAAUCAGGGUUGGGACAAAUGGCCUUCAGCGUAAUUCCUUGUGCUGCUGGAUUUCUGCCAUAUCCAUCUGUUUCAGUAUACAGUUGUAUAAAUAUUGGGGGUCGUAACUUGGAAGCUGGGUGGACUGAAGGAGUGGAUAUUGUCCCCGGUUCCCCUUUGAUUUCGUUUCAGAGAACUGCAGGGAAACAAAUACGAGUUCUGGCAGCAAGCCUGACAGACUCUCAGACAACUGAACGAAAAGCAGGUUUCAAGCAGAAAAUUGUUAAGUUAUUCGAUUAA
Molecule: messenger RNA, 3342 nt
Organism: Auanema sp. JU1783
Lineage: Eukaryota; Metazoa; Nematoda; Chromadorea; Rhabditida; Rhabditidae
Source: the annotation of a GenBank genome assembly